AUGCACUGGUUCGGAGGAACAAUCGCUGAAGCGGUAACACUGUCGAAACAAAAAAAUGCGAUUUUUGUUGUUUUCGUUGAAGGAGACAAUGACUUGUCAAAGGAAUUAGCAGCAACAAUUGACAAUGGAUCGGUUUUGAAACGGUUGGCUGACCCAACAAACUUCUUAGCAAUAAAACUGAAGAGUGGAACUGAAAAUUAUACAUAUUUUGCUCAGAUUUAUCAAUUUGUGCCAGUACCAUCACUAUUCUUCAUUGGAAAUAAUGGCACACCUUUAGAAGUUGUUUGUGCUGGUGUUGAAGCAGAGAAUCUUGCAGAAAGGAUUGACCGUAUCCUUGAAGUGCACUACCAAGGUAAAUCACUGCAGCCAUCUACAUCAAAACAAAAUAUAAAAGAAGAAACUAAGAACUUACUGCAGUCUGAAGCUGCCGCCACUGAGAAGACUGCCACAACACUUAAAGAGAAUGUACCUAAAAUAUCAGAAGAACCUGAAAUCUCUGGACCAGCUGCGAAGAUCCCUAAGACUGUGCAUCAUGAAGUAACCCGUUCAGGGACUGAGUACGAGGUGGUGUGUGAUGGUGAUGUGUGUGUCCGGAAACCAAAGACAGGACAAGAUACCCCGGGACCAAGUCAUAGGGAGGAUACCAAUGCUGAAACCCCUAUGGAGGUGGAAAAGCCAGUUGAAGACAUUCCUGAUGUAAACGCAGAGGAAAAGAUAGAAAGAGCUAAAGAGCUUAUCGAAGCAAGACGAAGAGAAAAGGCGGAAAAGGAAAAAGAGCUAGAGAGGGAAAAGGAGUUGGAAAGAAGAGCGACAGGUCAAGGUGUCGCUGAACUCAAGAGAUGGCAGACCGAACAAGAGUUCAAGCAGAUACAGGAGGAAAGAAAACGUGAGAAAAUGGAAAAUAAUUUGGCGAGACAGCGUAUAUUAGAGCAAAUAGCUCAAGACCGUGCCGAGAGAAAGGCGAGGGAUCAGCCGCAGACGCAAACGGCUACGACGCCGCCUGCGCAAACGCUACUGACAUCUGGAGAUGGCACUCCUCGCGCGAGAGUCCAAUUCAAGAUGGCGAAUGGCGAAUCUCACACAGCACAUUUCGAAGCGUCCACUACGGUUGAGGAACUGCACCAGUAUGUUGCUGAUAAUUUGCAGAUGACACGUACCUCGUUUUCUCUCUGGACGGCGUUUCCUCGUCGCGAGUUGACAGAAAACGAUGCGACUCUGCGCGACUUACAACUAAUCCCUUCUGUGGCCUUGCUCGUCCUUCCGAGACGUACCACCAUCGUGUCUUCUAGUCCUUCGCCAUUUAGUUCUCUUAUUGCAUUUUUCUCACAACUUUUCUCCUCAAUGGUCUUGGAUCCAUCAUAUCAGCUAUAUACGUGGGUUCGGUCGCGUUUGUUUGGGGCAACGAACCCCACGCGAACCCAGGGAGGUCCGGGAAACGUUUCGCCGGGGAACAUUCCAUCAGGCAACAUUCCACCUGGCAUCAGGCGCAGGGGAAAUGUGCAUAGACUGACAGGGGACAGGCCAGACGAUGAUAAUAAUACAUGGAAUGGGAAUUCUACACAACAAAUGUGA
Molecule: messenger RNA, 1572 nt
Organism: Pieris macdunnoughi
Lineage: Eukaryota; Metazoa; Arthropoda; Insecta; Lepidoptera; Pieridae
Source: the annotation of a GenBank genome assembly